Messenger RNA from Emericellopsis atlantica, 687 nucleotides. Its product is annotated as mitochondrial hypoxia responsive domain-containing protein. Gene Ontology annotation, biological process: mitochondrial respirasome assembly. Bases 1 to 687 code for a protein of 228 amino acids. NCBI's taxonomy places the organism in Eukaryota, Fungi, Ascomycota, Sordariomycetes, Hypocreales, Bionectriaceae. The record is from RefSeq and is a predicted model, not a curated record. The transcript has a single exon. Gene Ontology annotation, cellular component: mitochondrion.
AUGGCUGAUCGUCCACCCGAGCUCGGCCCAGGGCAGAUGCCCUCGUCUUUCGACUCCAACCCCGACUUCCACCAGGAAAAGGCCCUGCGAAAGGUUGUCCGCAAGGUCAAGGAGGAGCCCCUCGUCCCCCUCGGUAUCGGCCUCACGGUCUUUGCCUUUGUCAAUGCGUACCGCGCGCUGCGCAAGGGCGACUCCCAGCAGGCCAACCGCAUGUUCCGCGCCCGUGUCAUGGCCCAGGGCUUCACCGUCGUCGCCAUGGUCGCCGGCAGCAUGUACUACAGCAAGGAUCGCGAGAAGACGGCAGAGCUCAGAAAACUGAAGGAGCAGAGAGAUGCCGAGGAGAAGAGACAGAAGUGGAUCCGCGAGCUGGAGGCACGAGACGAGGAGGAGCAGAGACUCAAGAGGAGGCUGCAGAGGAAGGCCGCCGAGGGCGCCGCCCAGGCCGAGAGCAAGGUGCAGGAGGAGCUCGCCGGUGGUGAGAUCGGAAACACAGAAGGCACUGGCGGCAUCCUUGGGAAAAUGGGCUUGUGGCAGCAGGGCGAGCAGGCCGCCGCUGAAGCGAAGGCGAAGGCUGAGGAGGUUGCAGAUAAUGUGGAGAAGGAGGUCAAGGAGAGGAACCCGAAGAGCUCGUUAGGGACGUUGGGCGAGAUGAUGUCGUCACAAAACAAGGACGGGCCCAAGAAGUAA